GACAGAGUAGCAGACGAUAAAAGUUGCAAGACUUUUCUCGUCUCUUGAGUUUUAGAACUUGGAAAAGCUCGGACAAUGGCUUUUAGAAAACUCUGUUUUCUGUUCAGUGCUCUCAUUUUGGGAGUCGGCGUUUUGAUAUCAUACUUGGAUUCAUCGUGUCCAUAUCUUGGGUUUAAAGAGUUGACCAAAACAGAUGUUGAUGUGGCGAUCUGUGUGCUGUCAGCGAGGGAAAACUUUGACCAGCGAGCUGCGAUACGAAAAUCUUGGAUGAAGGAAGUCACAGACGUUAACUCAGAAUAUCACAAAAGUGUUAUGGCCAAGUUUGUGGUGGGAAGUGUGGCGUGUCCAGUGCACAAACAAGACCGAGUGGACGCAGAGGGAUGUGAGAAAUGGACGCCGGUCUUGCCCACUGAAGAACAAAGAGAUGGUCUCUCUGCCUUUGUGCUGACUGAUGUACUCACCUCCAGAGGGCCGGUCUCACCUGUCACGUCUGUCUACUUCAAAGUACUCCAUGAUGUAACUGUUGAGAGAAUUGGUUUGUCUGGAUUACUUCCCCUGCCCGACACAUCCUGGGGCCGUGUGCUGGAGGCUGUGAUGUAUGACGCUGUGUCUGACGAGGAAGUGAGCCGAGUGUCAUUCCGGCCAGAGCAUCCUGGGAAGUCUCACAAGGGAUAUAACUACCGUUCUGUCCCAGCGCUGAUGCUGCCUAAGGUAGGACUGCUAUCUAUGCUGGCCUAAGGGAACACAGCUGAACGCACGCCUCUGGGUGUCCUUUGUCCUGACUCAC
Messenger RNA from Aplysia californica (California sea hare), 787 nucleotides. RefSeq names its product UDP-GalNAc:beta-1,3-N-acetylgalactosaminyltransferase 2. The transcript is spliced from 6 exons. The coding region runs from base 76 to 738 and encodes 220 amino acids. The record is from RefSeq and is a predicted model, not a curated record. Lineage: Eukaryota; Metazoa; Mollusca; Gastropoda; Aplysiida; Aplysiidae.